CCGACGGACCCAAGCUUCAGCUAUGCGGCGUCGGCGCUGAAUGCUGCCGAACAUACCGAGAAGAAACGACAAGCGCAUUACACUAGUCGGCUUACUGAACGCACAUGGGAGCUGGCAACACGAGACAGUAACCCGGCGACCGAUCUCCUAGUUUGCCUGGAGCGCCAUCGCGAUAUCGGCUUCCGCUACACCGACAUCAAACGUCAAAUCGUCAUCACACACGGUAUCGAGGAUAAGCGGGUUCCUGCGGCGAACAUCCGCUGCCGCGACGGCUGGGCUGACCCUGCCCACGCCCGUGGCGGCUGUGAGGUGCGCAUACUCCAAGGCGAAGGUCACGGUUUGAUGGCUAGCCCGUCCAUCAUGAGCGACAUUCUCGCUGAGAUUGCCGGCUACUGGGUCGGGCAGGAUAGAGGCUAUGUGCCGGUCUGAAUAUCAUCGUUGCGCACAUGCAACUUUGACGUGCUAUGCAAGAGGUCAGAUUGGACAUCGAUUGCUAUUCGCGAUGUCACACGCAACAUAUUCAGGAUCUCUCUCUCUGGCCGACGUUUGGUUAUUUCGAAUCGCGCCCUCCUACGCAAUGUUCUCUCGGAUCAACCAGCUUCAAGGACCGCGGCCGGACUUUACCCGCAUGUCCAUUCUGGCUUUGAUCUCAUGUCCCAUUCUUUCAACAUUUAUUUCCUUGUGGUCAAAAUGGCGGUGGGAGCGAGUUUUGUGAAAAAGAUACCCCGAUUGAUGAGUGGGCGGACUGUUCUUGGUCUGCAAUUUUCGAUAUAUUUUGGGGGAUGCUUUUUAACUGGUGCGGGGAGUGUUGAGCUCUUCCGCAUCUCGAUGUAGAUAAUAUUGUAUUGACUUAACCUGAGACGAUGU
Dissoconium aciculare CBS 342.82 is the source of this 867-nucleotide messenger RNA. RefSeq lists its product as uncharacterized. The record is from RefSeq and is a predicted model, not a curated record. The transcript has 2 exons. Bases 416 to 715 code for a protein of 99 amino acids. Lineage: Eukaryota; Fungi; Ascomycota; Dothideomycetes; Mycosphaerellales; Dissoconiaceae.